Messenger RNA from Ruditapes philippinarum (Manila clam), 3123 nucleotides. RefSeq names its product E3 ubiquitin-protein ligase MARCHF5-like. The transcript has 7 exons. Gene Ontology annotation, molecular function: zinc ion binding. The record is from RefSeq and is a predicted model, not a curated record. The coding region runs from base 295 to 1158 and encodes 287 amino acids. NCBI's taxonomy places the organism in Eukaryota, Metazoa, Mollusca, Bivalvia, Venerida, Veneridae.
GAACUUCCGUUACUUUGGGAAAACAGUAAUUUACGAGAAUUUGUUAUUUAUUUCUGUAUUUUAAGAAAUUGAGAUACUUUAUGAACGAUAAGAAUGCCCGUUUUUCUUUCCUCCAUUGCAUAGAUUGUAUAUCAGAAGGAAAAUCCUCUUGUGGAAGUUACUGGAAAGGCCUUCGACUCCAAUCAUAAAAAGGAAAUGGAAGUGCCAUUACAGAUUCAUUGAAACUUAAGUUACAGUGAAACAAGUAAAAUACAGUAAAUCGGAAAUAUAAACUUUGUAACAAAUCAAUUCAACAUGUCUCUAAGUAGGCACCAGGAUGACCCAGAUGAUUCAAGAUCAUGUUGGGUGUGUUUUGCCACGGAUGAAGAUGAUCGCACUGCCAUGUGGGUAAAACCCUGCCGGUGUCGUGGCACAACUAUGUGGGUACAUCAGAACUGUCUUCAGCGGUGGAUCGAUGAAAAACAGAAGGGAAAUAGUAAUGCCAAAGUGGCAUGCCCCCAGUGCAAUACUGAAUAUAUCAUCAUAUUUCCUAAAUUAGGUACUUUGAUAUCAAUAAUGGAGCCAUUAGACCGAUUGAUCAACAAGACCUGUCCAUUUGUAGCUGGUGGUAUAUUUAUAGGUUCAUUAUACUGGACGAUGGUCACUUAUGGUGCUGUAACAGUCAUGCAGGUUCUAGGUCACAAAGAAGGGCUCAGUGUGAUGGAGGGCUCCGACCCUCUCGUGUUGUUGAUCGGCCUGCCACUCAUACCAUCUAUGCUAAUACUGGGUAAAAUGAUCCGAUGGGAAGAUUAUGUUCUACGACUGUGGAGGAAACAUUGCAUGAAAUCUCCCAUCCUCAAAUAUUUAUUUCCAACUGAUUAUGCAAAUCUUGCCCGAACCCCAGCUGAGGCUGCCAACAUCUCCGACCCUAUCUCAAUAACCCGAAUGUUGUGUGGUGCGCUUAUCCUUCCUACCAUAGCAACUACAACAGGCAAAGUCUUGUUUGGAAACGUGACAUCAAAUUUUCAACGAACAUUGCUAGGAGGUGUGGCAUUUGUUGCUAUCAAAGGAGUGUUAAAAAUAUAUUACAAACAACAACAGUAUAUUCGACAGGCCAAUAGAGUUAUACAAGACUUUGAUCCAUCUACGGCGGAAACGAGCGUGCAGUCAAGAUCAUGAAAUAGUGUUGAAUCGUGAAUUCAUUAUAAAAACUAAGUACUAGGUUCAACGGAGUUGUGAAAGUCAACGUUUGGGUGAUAAUUACAGUUCUACAUUCAUGCCGUAAUCUGAUUGGAUAAUAAAGAUGUCAUUGGUGUACAAUUGUCGAACCCACAACAUACUAACAGUGCAAUAACAGGUUAACUCCUAUUAAAUUAAGAAGGACUUUACCCGUUACUGCACUAAGGUAACUAGAUGUUUUUUCUUAGUCAAAAAUUAGAAACAUGAGUCAAUUAGAUAUUAACUUCUAAAAUGCUGAAACUGAAACUACAAGGUCUUGUCCUAUUUCACAGAGUCGGACAAGUUUAUACAUCUUUUUCAGACGAUAUAUACUGUUGGCUAAUAAAUCUCUUAAUUUUCAUGUUAAUAUCCCUAAAAUUGUUAUUAAACUGUUCCAAAAUGGAAGUUUGACAAGGGCAUUCACUAGGUGAAGGGUUAUAAUAUAGGCGUUUGCAGAUUAUCCAGAAGUAAGCUAUAGUUAUUGCCCAAAACAGGGCUUUUACAUCAUCAGUGGGUCUUUGCAAUUAGGCAAUGACCAUCAUCAUGUGUUUGUGAAAAAAAUCUAAGUCAGAACUAUGUGUACAGAAUACUUGAGGGUUUGUGUCUCUCAAUAAAUAUUAUUUUAAAUGACAAGUGUUAGAAAAAUAUAUUGUGAUGCUGAGAUAAUGGAAAAAACUUCUGUUUUUCAGAUUGUUUUUUUGUAGAACGUGAUAUGAUUUCUAGAGAAUGUGAUACACCUAUACAUAAAGCUGCACCCCUGCAAAUGAGCAAAUUUUUUUUUAGAAAAAUCGACCUUGAGAAAAAUAUACUAAGAUUUUAAAACUAGUAAAAAAUAUUCACUGUUCAAGAAAAAAUUUAUAUGUUAUAUGCAUUAAAUGACUGAUUUUGCAAUAUUUAUCUCCAUAUUUCUACUGCAUGAUUAACACAAUAAGGACUAUUUUCUUCAUAUUCUGAACUAUUUUUGGUAAAUUUUCGUAGAUUUUAAGUUUCAUUUGCAAUGUGUAAAUUACUUCCUUUGUUCACUUGACAAUAUGUUACUUUAAAAAAAAAUUAAAUUUGUUUGUUAAUCUGGAGGCAUGCUGCUUUAAAAUGUUCAAUUUUGUCAAUACAAUGUACAUGUAUAUCACAUAAUCUACUGAUUUACAAGCCUUUAUCCAGGAUGUGGGAUGGGUUUUUUUCUAGUAGAAAAUAAACAAGUUGACAAAACUUGUUGUUACUUAUAAGAUUUCAGGAUAUGAAAUUUAGAUUUUUUUUCAAAUUUACUAUCCCUGAAAUGUAACUGACACUUUCAACUGAAAGUAUUACAUUUUUGGGGGUGUGGGGGGGGGAUUAUCAGAAUUGGUAGAGAAAAGAUGAAAAUAAUUGAAUAAUUGACAUGCAAAAUGUGGAACAAGGUGAAGAGUUUUAAUUAGGUCUGCAUUUACUCAAACAUUGAUAUUCUGAUGUUUUUUCGGGAGUGGGGGUUUAUUUUAAUGUAUAUUUUUGAUAUUUCAAGGUUUCCCAGCCACUGGGCUGACCAUAGUAUGUCUUUGUGUAAAUUUUAAUACAUACAUAUUGCAGAGUCAGGGUAAAGUGAUUUUAAGUCAAAUUAAGGAGAUGCAGAGAGAAAUAACAGAGUUAAUAUACAUUUAACUUAAAUAUUUUUUGGUAACAUAAAAGGUACAUACAGCUAUUAAUUUCUUACAACAUUAUUUUCUUGUCCAGUUUCAAUACAGUAACUUGAAUAAGGAUGCUAAUGAAAGAAAAACAGUUAGCUGAAAUAUAGACAAAUUUUUAACCUAAAUUUCUAAAAGUAAAUGAUUUCUAAGCAGUUGUAAUUUUUUUGCAGUGCAACCAUAAUACAUACAUUUACAGCUCCAAUCAACAUUAUAAUAAUAUUAAGUCAGCAUCAUUUUAAGCACAACAAUGAGUGUCCAUUCUGUUAUA